AAAACCUUCAUUUGGCUUGCUUCGCGCUCCGUCCCUGUUCUUCUCAUCCUUUUUCCUCCUUGUCUUCCACCACACCUUUCCCCGUGGAAGACCGCUGCAUUCUUCUCUUCGCAGGCGGGGAAUUCUCUUAUUUUUCAAUUGUUCCUAGUCGUUGACGCCGAACAAUUGCCAAGAUGGGUACCGGCAAGAAGGAGCGGUCCCGCAUUGAGCGGCAGGGGAAGGUGACGGGCGACCCCAAGGUCAAGGGCGAGAACUUCUAUCGCACCGCCAAAAAGGUCAAGACCCUGAACAUGUACAAGGAUGGAAAGGCCACUCGGAACAAAGAGGGCAAGAUCGUCCAGGCCGCCUCCUACCAGAGCCGGGAGAUCCCCAAAGCCGUUGUCGAGCCGAACAGGAGGUGGUUCACCAACACCCGAGUCAUCUCGCAAGACACGCUCAAGUCGUUCCGGGAGGCGAUCGCUGAGAAGGAAAAGGACCCCUACUCGGUCCUGCUGAAGAGCAACAAGCUUCCCAUGAGCUUGAUUCGGGAUGGGCCCAGCCUACAGGACGGGUUGAAGAAGCACCAGGCGAAGAUGACCAUCGAGAGCGAGCCCUUCUCAGAGACCUUCGGGCCCAAGGCCCAGAGGAAACGACCGAAGCUUAGCUUCAACACCGUCGACGAGCUUGCGGGCUACACCGAGCAGAGCUUCGACUCGUACCAAGCCCGUCGGGAGCAGCUCAAGCUACUCAACGGUACUGCGGGGUCGAUAGUGAUGGACGACGACGAGCUGGUGGAGGAGGACUUCAGUGUGGCGACGGCGAAGGAGGCCAUCUUCAGCAAGGGCCAGUCCAAGCGUAUUUGGAACGAGCUCUACAAGGUGAUGGAUUCGUCAGACGUAAUUCUCCAUGUAAUAGAUGCGCGGGAUCCGUUAGGAACAAGAUGUCGCCAUGUCGAGAAAUAUCUCAGGACGGAAGCCCCUCACAAACAUCUUGUUUUUGUAUUGAACAAAAUUGACCUCGUCCCCUCGAGCACAGCGGCCGCUUGGAUUCGAGUGCUUCAGAAAGACCACCCCACCUGCGCCAUGAGAUCGAGCAUCAAGAACCCCUUCGGGCGUGGUUCCUUGAUCGAUCUUCUACGGCAGUUCAGCAUUCUCCACAAAGACCGGAAACAGAUCAGUGUCGGCCUGAUCGGUUACCCGAAUGUCGGCAAGUCGAGCAUUAUUAACGCCCUCCGUGGCAAGGCGGUCGCCAAGGUCGCACCCAUUCCCGGUGAAACCAAAGUCUGGCAAUAUGUCACACUCAUGAAGAGGAUCUAUCUCAUCGACUGCCCGGGUAUUGUCCCACCAAACCACAACGAUACCCCGCAGGAUCUCCUCCUCCGUGGUGUUGUCCGCGUUGAGAACGUGGAGCAUCCGGAACAAUACAUUCCUGCUGUCUUGAAUAAAGUCAAGCUGCAUCACAUGGAGAGGACAUACGAGCUCAAGGGCUGGAAAGACCACAUUGAGUUCCUCGAACUCAUGGCCAGGAAAUCUGGUAGGCUGCUCAAGGGCGGCGAGCCAGAUGUCGAUAGCGUCGCAAAGAUGGUUCUCAAUGACUUCAUGCGCGGCAAAAUCCCCUGGUUCACGCCUGCCCCGGCGAUGGAGGGAGGUGACGACGCUGUCAUUGAGGGCAGGCAGGGGCGGCUCGGUGAGAUGCCCCUCAAGCGGAAACGUGAUGGGGAGGAGACCGCUGCCGAGACUUCAUUAGCUGGCUCGACCGUGGCAGCCGAGGAAGACGAUGAGGAGGAAGAGGACGAGAACUUCUCCGGCUUCUCAAGUGACAGUGAUUCUGAGCAAGAAGAUGGACCUGAGACGGUCAAUGCUCAGACGGAAGGUGCGGAAGAUAUGAUACCCCUGGACGACUCAAGUGAUGAAGAGGAGGAAGGCUCCGAGGAUGAUGAUGGCUCGGAAGCGGGGAGUGGAGGGGAGGACGCUGAGUCCGACCUUGACAUCGAGGGCGCAAGUGAUGUCCUCCCGUCGGAAGAUGAGGCAGAUCCACCAGUCCAGAAGAAGAGGAGAAAGGCUAGGUAGUCCUCUCGCCGAUGGCGAAGAAAUGAAAUCACGAAGUUGCACAC
Molecule: messenger RNA, 2092 nt
Organism: Chaetomium fimeti
Lineage: Eukaryota; Fungi; Ascomycota; Sordariomycetes; Sordariales; Chaetomiaceae
Product: NUC091 domain-containing protein
Exons: 5
Coding region: 174-2048 (624 amino acids)
Cellular component (GO): nucleolus
Molecular function (GO): GTP binding
Source: RefSeq, a predicted model, not a curated record